AUGGAGCCGUUGGCAGCGCAGCAGCUGCCCGCUGUGGAGCAGAGGCCAAACCGCACCGGUGCUGUGCCAUCCGGGAGCAAAAGCAAGAGGGAAGUAGAGCUGAACACGACCCUGCGGGAGCUGCUCAUCUACGUCGCUUUCCUGGUAGACCUCUGUAUACUGACAUUUGGCAUGGUGAGCACAGACAUGUACUACCUGAAUGAAGCCAUGUCCCAUCUCUUCCUGGAGCCACCCUUCUCCGAGGACGACAGGAGUGGUUUUGGGAGCAUUAGGAGCAGAGCUGAUUUCUGGAGGUUUGCAGAGGGACCCCUGCUGAAUGGACUCUACUGGGACAAAUGGUAUAACAACAGGACGCUAACCUUCCAGAACAGCAGCAGCCACAUUUACUAUGAGAAUUUGCUGUUAGGAGUAGCCCAGAUUCGCCAGCUGAGAGUACGCAACAACACUUGCUCUGUCUACCCGUCUUUCCGUACUUUUUUACAAGACUGUUACAGUGAAUACCAUUACCGAGCUGAAGACAGGUCGGACUUCGGUCUACAGAACGAAUCUGAAUGGAAAUACACCUCAACCUCCUCGUUAUCCCCAUGGUACCGGGGAUCUAUGGGCUCGUACAACAGCGGAGGAUAUUUGUUCACCUUACCUAAAUCGAAGCAGGAGAGCAUGAAGAAGUUGGUGUUUCUCAGGCAGAACAGCUGGCUCACUAGAGGAACCAGGGUUGUGUUUGUUGACUUCUCAACAUAUAAUGCUAACAUAAACCUCUUCUGCAUAAUCAGGUUGGUGGUAGAGUUCCCUGCUACUGGGGGGGCUCACACCUCCUCACAUAUCUACUCUGCGAAGCUCCUCAGAUACGUCACAGGUUACGAUUACUUCCUGGCUUCUUGUGAAGUUGCCUUUUGCUGCAUUAUCACUAUAUUCAUAAUCCAGGAAGCUGUCAAGAUAAUAAAACUGAAAAAGGAGUAUUUCAGAAGUGUCUGGAUCUUGCUGGAUUUGCUGCUGCUGGUGGUAUCCAUCAUUGCCAUUGUCUUUAAUAUCUACCGCACUUCAAAAGUGUCCGAGCUAAUGAAAGAGCUGCUGUCUGAUGCCGAUGUGUAUCCAGACUUCUAUUUCCUUGCAUCCUGGCAAGUCCUUUACGAUAACAUGAUUGCUGUCACCAUCUUCCUUGCUUGGAUAAAGAUAUUUAAAUAUGUAAGAUUAAACAACACCAUGACGCAGCUGUCCUCCACUUUAUCUCGCUGUGCCAAAGAGAUCAUUGGAUUUGGCAUCAUGUUCUUCUUAAUUUUCUUUGCCUAUGUCCAGUUCGGCUAUCUGGUCUUCGGGUCGCAAGUUAAGGACUUUUCCACUUUCCAAAACUGCAUCUACACGCAGUUUCGUAUUGUGCUGGGAGAUUUUGAUUUUGAAGCCAUAGAGGAGGCAAACAGAAUCCUUGGACCUAUUUACUUCAUCACAUUUGUAUUCUUUGUGUUCUUCAUAUUGCUGAACAUGUUUUUGGCUAUUAUAAAUGACACCUAUUCAGAAGUCAAAGCAGAAUUUAAAGUGAAACUCAGUCGUGAACUUCACACAGGAGACCUCUUUAGACGGAGUUGCAAUAAGGUCCUUACCAAGUUCAGGUUGAAGAAACCAAAGGCAGAUACAAGUCCUGCAGAUGAGAGCUUGAAAAGGCUCUUCAGGUAUACAGUUCAGUUGGGGAAGCAUGUAAAUGAAAUUAGUAAAAAACUCGAUAGAAUUACGGAAACCAUGGUGGAAUUGCAAUAUACCUCAGGCAAGACAGCAGAGGAAAAUGCAUGGACUCAUCUGGUAACAGAAAAGGCCCCAGACUUCCCACAGUUUAAAUAA
This is a messenger RNA of Mesitornis unicolor (brown roatelo), 1833 nucleotides long. It is a transcript of the gene PKD2L2, whose product is annotated as polycystic kidney disease 2-like 2. Gene Ontology annotation, molecular function: calcium ion binding; calcium channel activity. The transcript is spliced from 12 exons. Gene Ontology annotation, cellular component: membrane. The coding region runs from base 1 to 1833 and encodes 610 amino acids. NCBI's taxonomy places the organism in Eukaryota, Metazoa, Chordata, Aves, Mesitornithiformes, Mesitornithidae. Gene Ontology annotation, biological process: detection of mechanical stimulus. The record is from RefSeq and is a predicted model, not a curated record.